This is a messenger RNA of Prorocentrum cordatum, 770 nucleotides long. Lineage: Eukaryota; Dinophyceae; Prorocentrales; Prorocentraceae. The record is from the annotation of a GenBank genome assembly.
AGCACACGGAGGCCGGGGCGCCCGGCGCCCGCCUGCGCCCGCGCGGGUGCCUGCACGCGGGCCGGGCCUUGCAUCGGACGGGGCGCCCCCUUCCCGGCGCCUCGGACCCCUGACGCGACGUCCUUGGAGAUCUGGGCGCACCACCGGGCGUUCUCUCCCUGCUUCGGGCCCGGCUCGAAGGUCGCCGCAGUCUUGGGCCCUGGGGCCCCCCUCUCGCCGCUGCGUGGCGGCUCGCGAUGGCCGGCGCGUCCACGCUGGACUUCCUCGGCCGCAACGACUUCAGCAGGCAGGCGCGCGCCGACGCAGCCGCGGCGGUGGACGAGGGCAUCGAUGCCGAGGCCCAGAUGCUGGAGAUCAUGGCCGUGGCCGCCACGAAGAGCAAGAACGGCGAGUUCAACGAGGCCCGGGCGCUGCAGCAGAGGACCGACAACACAUGGCCCUGCUCCUGCAGAUGAAGAGCUCCGGCGUCGUCCUCGACCAGGAGAGCGCGGACCGGGAGGCCGCCGAGCGGCAGCGGGACCGGCAGCGGAAGGACGCGGAGUUGGAGGAGUUCAAAGAAGCCAAAAGACCAGCAGCCAGGGCAGCGCCUUCCUCGACGAGGACGCCACCAGGAGAGCGGCGCAGAAGCUGGAGAAGCGGAAGCUCCCCAGCUUCCUCAGAGUGGGCGGCUCCAGGGGCGCCGCCGCCGACAGUGGCGCCGAGGCACAGACCCUGGCCGACGAGGCGCCGCCGCCCGCCGCGAAGCGGCGCUGCGCGGGCGCCGAGGACGC